This is a messenger RNA of Botrytis fragariae, 891 nucleotides long. Its product is annotated as putative acid phosphatase protein. The record is from RefSeq and is a predicted model, not a curated record. Bases 1 to 891 code for a protein of 296 amino acids. The transcript has 3 exons. NCBI's taxonomy places the organism in Eukaryota, Fungi, Ascomycota, Leotiomycetes, Helotiales, Sclerotiniaceae. Gene Ontology annotation, molecular function: nucleotidase activity.
AUGCGUUUCGCAACUGCAUCUUUAGCAUUGCUUCCAGCUGUUGCUCAGGCAGUUAAUAUUGUUUCUGCAAACGAUGAUGGCUGGGCUGAGAUCAAUAUCAGAACUCUGUACAAUUCUCUGACCAGUGCGGGACAUGAUGUUCUCGUUUCUGCCCCUGCAGAGAACAAGAGUGGUGCAGGUUCUCUAACUGGUACACCUACUGUCCUCACUGAGGCAUGCGAAUUUAAUUCCUGUCCAAGUGGUAGUCCAGCCGUAGGCUAUAAUAGCUCAGCCCCUCAAUUCAACUAUGUCAACUCUUACCCUGCAACUGCGAUGGAGUAUGGCAUCGAAACGUUGGCCCCAGGAUACUUCGGAGGCGCCCCUGACCUUGCUGUUACUGGGCCGAACGUUGGAGUCAACACUGGUGUUAUAUCUUUCGUGUCCGGCACUGUUGGGGCAGCGAUUGAGGCUGUAGAGCUCGGUGUACCAGCAAUUGCCUUCAGUGGAGCCGAAGGAUCCGCAACCGCCUGGAAUGUUGCAGCACCCGCCUAUGCCACUAUCUAUGGCGAAUUAGGCGCAAUAGUAGUCGAUGCCAUCGUUGCUUCAGGUACCCCAUAUCUCCCAGACGAAACGUUCCUGAAUGUCAACUUCCCUGAAACUACCGAUUGCACAUCGGCGUCUGAUUUCAGCUUCGUUCUUUCCAGAAUUUACACUGCAGUUCCAUUGGUUAGUGGUACUGAUGUCGUAACUUGCAACAAUGGAGGUAGACUUCCUACUGAGACUACAGUUGUUGGGACCGAUGGAUGCUAUGUCAGUAUCAGUCUUGGUGGAACAAACAAGAGGGACAGUAGUGCUGUCAACCAAGCAGUCGUUUUAAGCAAGCUCUCCAGUAUUCUUACAUGUUUACCUUAA